GACAACGAGACGCAUGAAAGCCUGCGCAGCCUGCGCCUCACAGCCACAGAGGAGAUGGCCGUCCUCGGGGCUGCACCUCCUUCGUCCUCCUCUCCCCCAGCCUCCCCCUCUUCUCCCCCAUCCUCGGUCCCACCCUCCCCCAGCAAGAAGCGAGAGAACGGCUCCGUGUCCAAGCGACCGGUCACACCGAGUAGCCAGGUGCAGAAGCCCACCAGGAGGUCCCCAUCAAAGGCUGCGAAGAAGGAGGCCCUUGUCCAGACUGAAGCCCACACCGAGGCCCAGUCCCAGUUACGGGCGCAAGUCAACCAGUCCGAGCUCGUUCCACGUCUGUGCCACUUGGUGCGGUCUGAGGCAGGCUACGGCUUCAACCUCCACAGUGAUCGAUCCCGGCCCGGACAGUACAUCCGCUCCCUAGACCCAGGAUCAGCUGCAGCCCGCGCCGGGCUCCAGCCUCAGGACAGGCUGGUUGAGGUAAAUGGUGUGAACAUCGAGGGCAUGCGGCAUGCAGAGGUGGUGGCCUUCAUAAAGAAAGGGGGAGAUGAGACCUGGCUGUUGGUGGUGGACCCAGACACAGACGAACACUUCAAGAGGAGGGGGGUUGUCCCCACGGUCAGCCAUCUCAAAGACUAUGAUGGUCCAUCCAUAUCCAACGGCUCCCCCAACCCUCAGAUCAAUGGCAGCUCCACCACACAGUCCAUCCGGUCCACGCACUCCGACCUCAGCAGCCAGGGCAACAGCACACAGCUGGCAGAUGAUGAGAGCAGCCCGCUGUUGGACCCGUUCGCUGAGAUAGGCCUGAGCGCUACGGCAGCAGAAGAAAAGAUGAAGGUACAUGCCAAAGAAAAAAAGAAAGCGCCGCAGAUGGACUGGAUGAAGAAGUACGAGCUGUUCAGCAACUUCUGAGACAUUCCCCUCCAAGGACACUUCAAACACCAAAGGACAGAGAUAGGAGCUCUUUGCAGCCCUCUGCGUGGACGAGCAUUGUGGGAGAAUGUCCUUACUACACAGAUCCCUAGAACCAAGAUCCCCCUUACAGCAGAAGAGAUUUAGUUCCUGGACAUAAAUGUGACAAAACAGAUGAGUGGUACAAUGGAUUCUACUUUUUAAGCCACUUCAUAGACUCUUUAAAAGCCACUUUUCCCUCUUCAAAGUGCUUACUGACUGCAAAAACUGUGCAUACUUUGCUAAAACUGUUCUGCACACUGUGCUGAAGGAAGAGCAUCUUAAACGUACAUGUAUUUCUAUCCGAUGGGAUUAUUGCAAACAAGUUUUCACACAUAUUCCUAAAUCCCCAUCGCUUUUUCUCUACCUUAAUCAUCCCAUUCUCCCCGCUCCGAGAGAAUUAUUUCAAACUAAUGAGGGAGACACUUAUUUUUAUAUUUUAGAAGUAUAAACAACUAUUAAAAAAUAGUAUCCCAUCAUCAUGGACUGAAUUUUAAAGAGUUUAAUGGACACUGUGACAUUUAUGAUUGUGGACAUUUAUGGGAAUUUUGGCCAGAAAUCAGUCAGAGGAAGCCCAAAGCUGGCAGAAGAUCACUGUGAAAGAAUCAAAACCCUCCACCUCCAGCCCCCGCAGAUGCUUGAUAUUAACCAAUGACAAAGAAAAGAAUGGCUGUGUGUACUUGUUGUGUGUAACGUAUCCUACAUCUCUUUUUACUUUUACAUAGAGCUAAACUGAUCAGCCCUGCUUUAGUCAAAAAGAAUUCAUGCUAUCAUAAUACGUGUAUUACCUCAUUUCCCAAAGUGCUCCAGUGCAUAUGUGCAUAACAAAGGGAAGCACCACUAACAGUACAUGUAUUGAUAAGACAAAAAUGGAAACUGGAAUGUAAAAGAAAGGAAGAUCUCUCAGGACACAUGGCAUUAUGAAUGAGUUGGUCAUUAGAGAAGGUGUAAUGUGCACACCAGAGGGCAAACUUGCACCAGAAAUAGAGGCCCCCUUUUUGUCACUUAAACUAAACAGAACAGAUGUUUAUCCACAGCCGUUUUAUGAUAGUUGUGUUGGACUUUUCAUAGUUAAUAGCAGUAACUUCCUACAGUCUUGCAUAUAACCCCCUGUAAAUCUGCAAAUCGUAGUUUUUUUUACACCUUUUGAAUAGAUUAAACAAACAAGAUAUAACAUGUUAGUGAGAUUUAGAUAGAGCCAGGCUAGCUGCUUCCCCUGUUUCUGCUAUAAGCUAAGCUAAGUGGUUGCUCACGUUCACUUCAUAUUUAUGGUAUAGACCCGAGCCGAGAGUGGUCCUAUAUUCCACCAGGAAGCCACUUAGAGUAUUUCCAAAAGGGUCAUACCAUCCCUUCAACAAGGGCCAGGAAAGGAAGGGAGAUUAAUUCUGUUCUGUUAACUAAGUUUAGCUGACAUAUUUGAAGCUAAACCUAGUCAUAAAAGAAACACACAGCAGAUAAAGGGGUGAAGGAAUCAGCUACAACAUGAGCAGGUUGUCGGGAGGAGGGAGCGCAGGAGAAGCACACAGUGGGGUCAGAGAUGCUCUGGAGGAUCUAGUGAAAGAGACGGUGGGAGCCAUAGAGCUUACUGAGGAUUAUUACACAUACAGGGACAGCUGUCAUGCACAUGUUCACAUACAUUUGGAGCGCAAUGUGUGUGUGCAGAGAAGGUAUACAUGCCGCAAUCUGAGCAACAAGUGGGACUGCAAGUUAGAGAAGUGUCAGUCAUCUAUGUAGACAUCUUGUCUUUUUUUUAUACCCAUUCACACCCUUACUAGUCCUCCAUCUUUGAAUAUCAGUCUGUGUGCAGUAGGGCCCUCUCUGUAUGUUCUGACCAUGGACUGUAUAUUAAGGCUAUGGUUGUGACAGUGACAGCAAAAAAAAACUCAUGUUAUGUAUAUACAGUAAAAGCAUACAGUAUAUAUGGCAGGUUGCAUUUUCUUUUUCAAUAAAGUAUGUCAAUGGCGUUUUUUGAAUAUAUUAAA
Molecule: messenger RNA, 2924 nt
Organism: Micropterus dolomieu (smallmouth bass)
Lineage: Eukaryota; Metazoa; Chordata; Actinopteri; Centrarchiformes; Centrarchidae
Product: Na(+)/H(+) exchange regulatory cofactor NHE-RF2-like
Exons: 5
Biological process (GO): protein localization to plasma membrane
Cellular component (GO): apical plasma membrane
Molecular function (GO): protein-membrane adaptor activity; signaling receptor binding
Source: RefSeq, a predicted model, not a curated record